UAUUCACAUUAUCUCGAAAGGACAUUUCUAACUAAGAGAAAAGUCUUGCAUUCUCUCUAUCUAUAAAAAUGUUGAUUGUUAUGAUUGUGACUCUUUUUGCGACUGUGGCGUUGCAUCAGUUGCCUUCGGUUGUGGCUCUGGACGUCCACCUCCUUCCUCAGCUAGCCGCAAAGCACAAUGUCACAACAGUUAUUGUGUUUGGAGAUUCUAGUGUUGAUCCAGGAAACAACAAUUUCCUCAAUACUGAUUUGAAAGGAAAUUUCCCACCUUAUGGUGGAAAUUUCGUGAACCAUAAAUCUACCGGAAGAUUAUGUGACGGAUUACUUGCACCCGAUUUUAUCGCGGAAGCCAUGGGUCACCCGCCCAUACCGGCUUUUCUUGAUCCAACCCUAACCCAAGCCGAUCUACCUCGUGGUGCAAGUUUUGCCUCAGCUGGUUCUGGCUAUGACGAUCUCACAGCUAAUAUAUCCAACGUGUGGAGUUUCUCGACGCAAGCCAGAUACUUUUUGCAUUACAAGAUUCACCUCAGUAAAUUGGUCGGUCCAUUAGAGAGCUCGAAAAUGAUAAAUAAUGCGAUAUUUCUUCUAAGUAUGGGAUCAAAUGACUUCCUUCAAAAUUACUUAGUCGAUUUUACUCGACAAAAGCAAUUCACAGUUGAACAAUACAUCGACUUUCUCUCCUCCCGUAUGAUUUACGACAUCAAGAUGUUGCAUAGACUUGGAGCUAGAAGACUGGUGGUCGUAGGAGUUCCUCCCAUGGGCUGCAUGCCCCUAAUAAAAUACCUAAGAGGCCAAAAGACUUGCGUUAAUCAAUUAAACCAAAUCGCUUUUUCCUUCAACUCCAGAAUCGUCAAGAAUCUCGAGCUUCUGCAAUCUGAAAUUGGUUUAAAAACUAUCUACGUCGAUGCCUAUUCUACCAUCCAAGAAGCUAUUAAAACCCCAAGAAAAUUUGGAUUCAUCGAGGCUUCGAAAGGAUGUUGUGGAACAGGUACUUACGAAUAUGGAGAGACAUGCAAAGAUAUGGAAGUAUGCAAAGAUCCUACCAAAUACGUAUUUUGGGAUGCGGUCCAUCCAACACAAAGAAUGUAUCAAAUCAUUGUCAAGAAGGCCAUUGCAUCUAUUAGUGAAGAUUUUCUCGUUUAGGAUAUGUUAUAUGUUCGUAUACUAUCAUGAUAUAUGUCUGAAAAACGUGAGGAUGUAAUUGAAAAAAUCGAAAGAUGUUAUAUCUAAUAUUUCAAAACGAAGAAUACAUUAUAAUUGAGCAAAA
Molecule: messenger RNA, 1266 nt
Organism: Eutrema salsugineum
Lineage: Eukaryota; Viridiplantae; Streptophyta; Magnoliopsida; Brassicales; Brassicaceae
Product: GDSL esterase/lipase At5g45950
Exons: 5
Coding region: 69-1142 (357 amino acids)
Molecular function (GO): hydrolase activity, acting on ester bonds
Source: RefSeq, a predicted model, not a curated record